CUUUGCUUGCCCUCCGGUAAAAAAAAAAAGAGUUGAGUCACAGGGCACCGAGCCGGAGAUGUUCCCCGGUGUCGCCACGGAGGAGGAAUGCGGGCCUGUGCGCGGUGGUGCUGGGGCUGCGGUGGUCUUCCCCUCCGCUCGGGAAUACUUCUUAUAUUAAUCCCUCCUUUUAUCCUCGCACUCCAACUCAUGGUAGUCGGGCCACUGUUGCCUGCAGCCCCGGGGGAGGGGGUGGUGGACCCGCAGGAGUUCGCCUUCUCCGUUAUCAGCAUCGAACCGGAGAGGAACCCACGUCCACGGGGAUCCCCGUCCCUGCGUCCGGGCCUACAGGUGGAUGCGGAGAGAAAGGAGGGGGAACAGGCGUAUGAGGAUGAAAACGAGAUGCAUUCACGCCAGACUGGACCCAGAAAGCUGGAUCUGCAGGCGUGGGCAUCAGACGAGCCGUCCUUCACUGCAGAGCUCAAUCGCAUCAUCACAUUCAUCACCAGGCCACAGCUGAGCUGCCCCAUAGUGUUGUCUCCAGGUGAGACUAAAGCCUUGCAGCCCCCUGCAGACCCCCCCCGCUGGCUGCUGUGUGCUGAGGACUGGCUCCUUCCAGCUGCAGAUACCCCGUGUGUUGCGUACUCCUUUAGUAUGGAUGGAGGAGAUGCAGACUUUCUAAAGACAGUGUCAGGGCUGGGAUGUGAAGUACACAGUUUUGAUCCCAGCAACUCCAAAGCAUCUGGUGGUCACCUUGGCAACAGUUUGGUCAGUAACCAUGACGACAGAGGGGUGGUCCACCGGCACAAGAUGUGGCUGGAGUGGCGGGCUCCAAAGAGGCGCAAGCAGAAGACGAGAGGCAACCGAGGAAGUGUUUCUCAAACACUGGCAGACAUCAUGGCUGCACUGGGACAUCACACAGUUCACUUCCUGUAUGCUGACCUGCUGAGUGCUGAGUGGAGAGUUUUCCAGAAUUGGAUUGAGUCAGAAACUCUGCAGAGUGUCCAUCACAUUGUAUCCACAGUGCACCUGCAAUGGGCCGGAUUUGAGGUGGGCGGGACAAAUGAGGAAGUGCUCCGCUAUUGGUUCAGUGUCCUACAGGGUCUCCAAGCCUCUGGACUCCAGCUGGUCCACAGCUCUGCAGGAGAGAGAGGCAGUGUGCUCAAACAGACAGUUGAACAUGUUCACAGCUCAUACACACUGAGCUGGGCCAACACAAGGCGAUGACACUGAAUGAAUGAACACAGGUGCACACACACACGACCGGACAUUGUGGAUGGCCCUCAAACAGGAAGGAGAAGGUCAAUCCAAAAACUGUCGGUGUUGAUGCCCUUAUCUUACAAGGAACUUUUUCUAUAACAGUUCUUAAGAUGAUGUGAUCUCCCUCUAGUGGCGAUGGAAACAUCUGGCUUUGUGUGACUCCACCCGCAGUUGAAAUACUGUUGUGUCUGUAGAUAAUGGAAACUAUAAUUUGAUCAAAUAUUGAGGUAGCUACACAUUGUCAUUUAUUUAUUUUCAGAAGUGCGAGGUUUUCAAUAUCAUGUUAUACAGUGCACCACUUCAUAUGCAAUACACAAUCAUUUUGAUACUUGACUUGACUUUACUUUGAAUGUAUAUUCAGCCGAUAAUGUAGAUUCAGCUUUAUUUAAUGUAUUUCUGUACAUCUUUGUAUGAGUGAAAUGCUUUUUAUGUGCAAUAAAUGUUUACAUUGAAGAUUGUAUUGAGACAAGGUGUCUGAUGAGUGUCUGUAAAAUAUACAAAGAAGAAAAGAAAGCUGUAUAAAUGUGCAUUGAUACAAUAAUAAAAUAUGAAAUAAA
Messenger RNA from Gymnodraco acuticeps, 1796 nucleotides. RefSeq names its product methyltransferase-like protein 24. The record is from RefSeq and is a predicted model, not a curated record. NCBI's taxonomy places the organism in Eukaryota, Metazoa, Chordata, Actinopteri, Perciformes, Bathydraconidae. The transcript has 5 exons. The coding region runs from base 88 to 1206 and encodes 372 amino acids.